Ostrea edulis (European flat oyster) is the source of this 1223-nucleotide messenger RNA. RefSeq lists its product as uncharacterized. The transcript has 3 exons. The record is from RefSeq and is a predicted model, not a curated record. Lineage: Eukaryota; Metazoa; Mollusca; Bivalvia; Ostreida; Ostreidae. The coding region runs from base 172 to 1101 and encodes 309 amino acids.
UAUAUAUACUUAUUAUCACAAAGUUUGAGGUAAAAAACAAAUCGGGACAAUUCGUCAAUACUUCAUCUGCACUGUUCGGUAAACGACCUCGAACGUUAAAACACAGGAAGAACAGAUUUCGAUAACUCAUUUGGAGUGCGAGUUUUGCAAGGUAUCCGUGAAGCGGUUAUAAUGAACUGCAGUAUCCCGGUGUGUGCAGACGUGGAUAUUUUACCAUUUACGCCGAUUUCUUCUCCCUAUCACGGCUUCAGUGCAAGACUAGAGGGCGAACAAACCUGUCUCUUAACGCAGGUGAUAAACGUAGGAAACACACUCAUAGCAGUGGACAAUGAAAACAAGAAUAUUAAAAGAUUUGACAUCCGCUCCCGGACUUGUGUGGAUCACCUACUGUUGGAUGACCCUUGCGGUGCAUCUCCUCUUCUUCUCACAAGUCACGUGAUAGUGACGGAACCAGAAAUUAGAAUGUUGUCUUUCAUUAGUAUGGAAGGAAUUAUGAAUUUGAGUUCACGGAGAAAGACGGAGAAGAAAUACCAGCCCGUGUGUUGUGUGGACGAGGAGAGACUAGUGGCUGGAUGCUGCGAGUUGGGAGAAAGUUCAGUGGACAUAUUGAACUAUAUGGGAGUAGUUUUAAUCACUGUCAGUUCCUGUGUGAACAACUCUGUAGUGUUUCGAACGCCAGCUAGCCUGACUUAUUUGCCGGAUGACUGUGUCGUUGUCUCGGACUCUGGCCUCUGUAAGGUUGUUGGAAUUGGACUGAAAGGACAGCUUAAGUUUAUCUUUGAUCCAAAGUGCAUACCAAGUGGAAUAACCGCCGACAAAGACAACAAUGUUUAUCUGUGUUGCUAUGACAGUAAAUCUGUGCAGUGUCUCAAAUAUGAAAAUAAUCAAUUAUAUCAAACGUGUUCAGACUUCACUAUCAAGUGUCCACUAUCAGUGACGACCGCCAAAAACUAUCUGUACGUUACGGAGGAGAUGCCAAGCGAUAAAGUUACCAUAUUAAAGGCUACGGACGAAGAAUUGGACAUAGAGGAAGAAAAAGCAUUAACUAUAUCGAACAUACACUUAACGGUUUUAAAACAAGACAAUGACGUCAUCGAGUGAAUAAAACACAUCCAAGGAGGUUACUGGAUAAAAGGUUACUGCUGCUGAUAUUGAAAAUAUACUUUGCUAUGAAUGCAAAAUUGAAAUCAUUUUGUGAAUAAAUAAUUUUAUUACAUUUUCAA